This is a messenger RNA of Alternaria ethzedia, 864 nucleotides long. RefSeq lists its product as uncharacterized. Gene Ontology annotation, molecular function: water channel activity. Bases 1 to 864 code for a protein of 287 amino acids. Gene Ontology annotation, cellular component: plasma membrane. The transcript is spliced from 3 exons. Gene Ontology annotation, biological process: transmembrane transport. NCBI's taxonomy places the organism in Eukaryota, Fungi, Ascomycota, Dothideomycetes, Pleosporales, Pleosporaceae. The record is from RefSeq and is a predicted model, not a curated record.
AUGGGUAUCAUCGGAGCACUCGGAUGGAUGAAGGCCCUACUGCUAAUCAUUGCGCAACUUCUUGGAGCCAUCACUGCCGCUGCAAUCGUAUCUGGUCUCUUCCCAGGACCACUGUCCGUGAACACGACCCUCAGCAAGGAAACUUCAGUAACACGAGGCCUUUUCAUUGAGAUGUUCUUGACAUUCAUGUUGCUGUUGACCAUCUUUAUGUUGGCGGCAGAGAAGCACAAGGCGACGUUCGUUGCGCCAAUCGGCAUCGGCCUUGCUCUCUUCAUCGCGGAGCUGGCCGGUGUAUACUUCACUGGAGGCUCACUGAACCCAGCUCGCUCCUUCGGACCAGCUGUCGUGACCGGUGUAUGGCCUGGACAUCACUGGAUUUACUGGGUUGGACCCCUCUUUGGUGCUAUUUUAGCAUGCAUCUUCUACCGUCUGAUGAAGAUGCUCGAAUACGAGACUGCCAAUCCCGGCGCAGACCACGAUGGCCGCGAAGUUUACCACGAGCAUGGAGCUGGUCGAAGUUCUACCCAUUACGAGGCCACAUCUGCUCGGCAGGCGACCGAUGGAACAGACGAGUAUGACUUUGCGAAGCAGCUGCGAUCCGGCACUAGACAGCCCACCAUGACCCAGCGUCAGGCAAUGCCUUCCUUCGGCACCCUCUCUACCUCCACAGGCCACACUGAAAAGCCAGCGGCACCGCUGCCGGUACAUAUGCAGACGCUCGAUGGCCACCGAUCCGACACGGUCAACCAUCCCGAAGAUCGGCCUCGCGCCCACCACAACCGCGGCUCGUCGUCGUACGAGAUGACAUCCGACUCGAGCUACCGCAAUGGACCGAGUGCAGAGUCGGGCAGCUCGGAGUCAUAG